GUAUACGGGAAUAUGAAUGAGAUAAGGGAUGAGUUUUAGGGAAUACUUUUAGUAACGGUCUUGUGAUCAGAAAUCUUUUCUCUGAGUAAAAAUUCUUUUUAGAUACGAGCUCAAGAUGAAACUUACCGAGAUGCCAAAACAAUAACAUCAAAAUUUAUGAGACACCAAGCAUUCCAAGCAGAACUACAAGCAAACAAAGCUCGUUUAGAACAAUUACAUCAUGCUGCGGAACAUUUGGCAGAAGAAAAGCCUGAAUUUACUGGAAUAAUAGAUCCACAAAUGGUUGAAUUAGAACAACAAUGGGAACAAUUAGAAAAGACUACAGAAGAGAAGGGACAACGAUUAUUUGAUGCCAAUCGACAACAACUUUAUGUUCAAAGUAUUGGAGAAGUUCAGGACUGGGCUCAACAACUUGAACAACAAAUUGUCAGCCCUGAAGCUGCGCCACCUCAGGAUCGUAUAACUGUAGAUGUUGCUAUGCAAAGGCAGAAGGAGUUGGAGCAAGAAAUGUCUAAGAACGUACAACAUUUGGAUUCUCUACAAGAAAUGGAACAAAAAUUGGAAGAAAUGCAGCCUGAACAAAUCGAACAAAUCCGUGCCCAUCGCAUUGCAAUUACCGAACAAUUACAAAGACUUCAAGCGCCAUUGGAUGAACGUCGUCGCAAUUUAGAACGUAAAAAAGCCGCUUUCCAAUUUAUGCGCGAUGUUGAAGACGAGAAACUUUGGGUAGCAGAGAGAAUGCCUAUAGCUGAAUCUUUAGCUAUUGGAGAUUCCUUAUUUGAUUGUAAUAGACUACAAAAGAAUACUCAAUCGUUAAGAAAUGAAGUAGACAACCAUGAACCUUGGAUUAACCAAAUACGUUCAAAUGGACAAAAAUUAAUUGAAGAAGGGCAUGAGGAUGCUGAUAAAUUUGUUGAAAAAUUAAAAGAAUUAGAUAAUACUUGGGAAGGAUUAAAAAAUGUUAUUGAAGAAAGAAAACAAAGAUUAAAAGAUGCUGAACGUGCUCAUCAAUAUCUUUAUGAUUGUGCCGAAGCUGAAGCUUGGAUGAGUGAACAGGAAUUGUAUAUGAUGCAGGAUGAGAGGGGAAAAGACGAAUUCAGCACUCAAAACCAAAUAAAACGCCAUGAACGUCUUCAACAAGAGAUUGGCCAAUUUGCCACAAUAAUUAAAGAAUUAGCUUCUCGUGCCAAAAAUUUAAUUGACGAAGAAAGUCCUCUCAGUGAACAAAUUCAAUUAAGACAAUCGCAAAUUGAAAAAUUAUAUGCUGGCUUGCAAGAUUUAAGUAAAGAAAGGCGCAAAAGAUUGGAUGAAACUCUUCAACUUUAUGAUUUACAUAGAGAAAUUGAUGAUCUUUUACAAUGGAUUGCUGAUAAAGAGGCAAAUUUUUAUUCAUAA
This is a messenger RNA of Meloidogyne enterolobii, 1395 nucleotides long. NCBI's taxonomy places the organism in Eukaryota, Metazoa, Nematoda, Chromadorea, Rhabditida, Meloidogynidae. The record is from the annotation of a GenBank genome assembly.